Messenger RNA from Drosophila elegans, 1272 nucleotides. RefSeq lists its product as uncharacterized. Lineage: Eukaryota; Metazoa; Arthropoda; Insecta; Diptera; Drosophilidae. The transcript is spliced from 3 exons. Bases 86 to 472 code for a protein of 128 amino acids. The record is from RefSeq and is a predicted model, not a curated record.
UACUGUAUGCGGAGUGGACAACAACGCAACAACGAUCGGAGUCCGGGUCCAAGUCAGUCGAGUUUUGAACACGAACGCGGUCACAAUGUCCACGGAGCGAAACUCAAGUCCGCUGAUCCCAUUGGUAAUCGCAGGCACCCUGCUUUCGAUUUUGUUCGGUCAGGUGAGCGGAUAUUCGGGCCUGAUACCGCCGGAUGCAGCUAAUCCGGGCAAAUGUAUUUACCGCGGAGACAUCCUGGAGCUGGGCGUCAACAAUAACAAUGGCAUUUCGCCCUGCCAGCAACUGACCUGCCACAAGGAUGGCUCAAUACUUAUCGAGGGAUGUGGUAAGCUGCGGAUCGAGAACUGCAAUCGCGGAGAACGCAUAUCCCCGGGCGAACCCUUUCCGGAGUGCUGCAAAUUGAGAUACAAGUGCAAGGAGAUCGGGGUGGCGCCCUACUACAUCGAGCGGAAUGCGGCGGAGAAGGUCUAGGACUUACCCGGAAUUAGCCACCGGAAUGGACCCACCAAAGCCAAGGACGCCUUUAAUCUCUCCUAGAUGCAACCUAGAACGCAUACAUAUGUAUAAUCAUUAAUUUGCUAAUUUAUUUGUUAACGAGUAUUUCUCAAUAGGCAUUUGAUUUGAUUUUUUUUUUUUAAAUUGGUGUUUUUUUGUGGGUGGCUUUCACGUAUGCCUUUUAGCCAACUCGCUACUUGGCGCCGUUAGUGAAACUGUUCUGCGCCGGGCCAAAAGAAAUUGUUUAAUUACUGGGCCAACCCGCUCAUAAACAGCAAUUAAGGCGAAACACGCCCCUUAAGUGGUCCUCAAGUGGCAGCAAUACCCGUAGCAGCAGCACUACACCGACAAAAAUGCUACGAAUAUGUCAACGGUGUAUCGGUUUUUUUUGAGUUCCCCAAUUCAUGAUUUGGAAUAGAGUAAUUUAGAAAAUAUCUUUUUUAUAUUCUCACAUUGUUAUAAUGCUUAGAAAUUUUUGUAGGUCGCAUGUUCCUUAUCUUUAUCUAUUUAAGACAACUAAUUUUUGUUUAACUGUAAAUAGUUUAGCGCAGUCUCGGUGUGCCUUUUGAAUAUUAAAGUACCACGGAUAUUGAUUGAAUACUAUUAGCUAGAUUUGUUUAAGCAGACAGGUAAUAUUACACGAACAAUUGUAUUUAUUAUUUUUGUCGAUAUUCUCUAUUUGCUAAAAUGUUCUUAAAUAGAAAUUUAGAUUUAUAUUUAUAACAACUCUUUGACAAUUUUUGAUGACAGUUUAUAAUAAAUAUAUAUAUAUGAUA